This is a messenger RNA of Eublepharis macularius, 1221 nucleotides long. It is a transcript of the gene METTL1, whose product is annotated as methyltransferase 1, tRNA methylguanosine. The record is from RefSeq and is a predicted model, not a curated record. Lineage: Eukaryota; Metazoa; Chordata; Lepidosauria; Squamata; Eublepharidae. Bases 51 to 872 code for a protein of 273 amino acids. The transcript has 6 exons. Gene Ontology annotation, biological process: RNA (guanine-N7)-methylation; tRNA methylation. Gene Ontology annotation, cellular component: tRNA methyltransferase complex. Gene Ontology annotation, molecular function: tRNA (guanine(46)-N7)-methyltransferase activity.
GAGGCUCCACGUGGUUGGCGCUGUGUGGGGUGUUUGGGGCUGCUUUGGCCAUGGAGGGGAUCGUGUCGGCGCCGCUGCCGCCCCAGAAGCGCUUCUACCGUCAGCGUGCGCACUCCAACCCCUUGGCGGAUCACACUUUGCGCUAUCCUGCCAAGCCUGAAGAAAUGGACUGGUCUGAGCUCUACCCGGAGUUCUUUACGCCUUUAACCGGAGACGAUCACCACGAUGACCCAAAGGACGUGGAGGAGAGAGCCGAGCCUUCCUCUCAAGUAGAAUUUGCUGAUAUUGGCUGUGGUUAUGGGGGAUUGCUGGUUGCGUUGUCUCCCCUGUUCCCCAGCACCUUGAUGCUGGGCCUCGAGAUCCGUGUGAAGGUCUCAGAUUACGUGCGAGACAGGAUCCAGUCCCUGCGAGCCUCCCACCCUGGGCUGUAUCAGAACAUCGCCUGCAUCCGCAGCAACGCCAUGAAACACCUGCCCAACUUUUUCCACAAGGGGCAGCUGCGCAAGAUGUUCUUCCUCUUCCCCGACCCUCACUUCAAGAAGACAAAGCACAAGUGGAGAAUUAUCAGCACCACCUUGCUGGCGGAGUACGCUUACGUCUUGCGUGAGCAGGGUCUGGUUUACACCAUCACAGAUGUGGAAGAGGUACACACAUGGAUGGUGAAGCAUUUCCAAGAACAUCCGCUCUUUGAGCAUGUACCCUUAGAAGAACUGGCAAGUGACCCUGUCUUCGAACUCUUGGGAACCUCCACUGAGGAAGGGAAGAAGGUUCAGAGGAAUGGAGGCAAGACCUUCCCAGCUGUCUUCCGGCGUGUCGUUGACAAAACCUUGAAGGAGCUGCUGGAGGCAACACAGGAAGUGGCUGGGACAUGACCGGGGGAUUUCCUGAGGCCUGACAAGACUCACGUUGACCAUGCCUUCCUCUUGACAGCGGGGAGAGGCGUUACAGCAACAGUGGAAAGGACUAACUGCCUAUCCCCAUAGCGGAAUCAACCUUCUAUAAAUAUAGAGGGGAAAUCCCCUCAGAGAAACACUGCGUUGUUGUGUAAGGGGUUGGUUGGAUCUCUUUGUUUAUUUUGCCCAUAGAUGGACCACAGGGCAUUGUGGUGGCCUUAGUAGCCGAACUACAACUGCCCACAAGCGUGGAACAGAAUCAGUGAUUGUGUGGGGUCUUCCAACCCGUAGCACCUUCUCUCUCUUUAUUUUUGAAUAAAUAAAACUG